AUGAACGCCAUCAUCGCCCUCUGCCACUUCUGUGAGCUCCACGGCCCCCGCACUCUGUUUUGCACGGAGGUUCUGCACGCCCCUCUCCCAACGGGGGCUGGGGACAGCCCCGGCCAGGGGGAGCAGGCCGAGGAGGAGGAGGGCGGCAUCCAGAUGAGCAGCGGGCUCGGCACCCACAGCCCAGCCGACGGGGCCGGCACAGAGUCCAGCAGCCCGGGGCCCAAGAAGUCGGACAUGUGCGAGGGCUGCCGGUCCCUUGCUGUGGGGCAUCCCGGGUACCUGAGCCAUGAUAAAGAGACUUCGAUUAAAUACGUCAGCCAUCAGCACCCGAGCCACCCCCAGCUCUUCAGCAUUGUCCGCCAGGCCUGCGUGCGCAGCCUGAGCUGUGAGGUCUGCCCCGGCCGGGAAGGCCCCAUCUUCUUCGGGGACGAGCAGCAGGGCUUUGUGUUCAGCCACACCUUCUUCAUCAAAGACAGCCUGGCCCGGGGCUUCCAGCGCUGGUACAGCAUCAUCACCAUCAUGAUGGACCGCAUCUACCUCAUCAACUCCUGGCCCUUCCUGCUCGGCAAGAUCCGCGGCAUCAUCGACGAGCUCCAGGGCAAGGCGCUCAAGGUGUUUGAGGCAGAGCAGUUCGGGUGCCCACAGCGUGCCCAGAGGAUGAACACGGCCUUCACCCCGUUCCUGCACCAGAGGAACGGCAACGCCGCCCGCUCGCUCACCUCCUUGACCAGCGAUGACAACCUGUGGGCGUGCCUGCACACCUCCUUCGCGUGGCUCCUGAAGGCGUGCGGCAGCCGGCUGACGGAAAAGCUCCUGGAGGGCGCGCCCACGGAGGACACGCUGGUCCAGAUGGAGAAGCUGGCCGACUUAGAAGAGGAAUCCGAAGGCUGGGACAACUCCGAGGCUGAGGAGGAGAAGGCCUCUGUCCUGCCACAGGGUGCGGAGAGGCGGGAGCUGAGCAAGUGCCCCACAGGCUCCUCCUCGCUCUCAGACUGUGAGAGCUGGCAGCCCCGGAAGCUGUCCGUCUUCAAGUCCCUUCGGCACAUGCGACAGGUCCUGGGUGCCUCCUCUUUUCGCAUGUUGGCCUGGCACGUGCUCAUGGGGAACCAGGUGAUCUGGAAGAGCAGGGACACAGACCUCGUCCUGUCCGCGUUUGAGGUCCUCCGGACCAUGCUGCCCGUGGGCUGUGUGCGCAUCAUCCCGUACAGCAGCCAGUACGAGGAGGCCUACCGCUGCAACUUCCUGGGGCUCAGCCCCCACGUGCAGAUCCCCGCCCACGUGCUCUCCUCAGAAUUCGCCGUCGUAGUGGAGGUCCACACAGCCGUUCCCUCCAGCCUCCCCCUGGCCGGGUGCGAGGACGACCAGUCUCUCAGCAAAUACGAGUUCGUGGUGACCAGCGGGAGUCCUGUGGCUGCAGACCGAGUGGGCCCCACCAUUCUGAAUAAGAUGGAAGCUGCUCUGACCAACCAGAAUCUGUCUGUGGAUGUGGUUGACCAGUGCCUCAUCUGCCUCAAAGAAGAGUGGAUGAACAAAGUGAAGGUCCUUUUCAAAUUCACCAAGGUGGACAGUCGGCCCAAAGAGGACACACAGAAGCUCCUGAGUAUCCUCGGAGCGUCUGAGGAGGACAACGUCAAGCUGCUCAAGUUCUGGAUGACAGGCCUGAGCAAAACCUACAAGUCCCACCUCAUGUCCACGGUCCGGAGCCCCCCGGCCACAGAGCCUCGUAAUUGA
Pipistrellus nathusii (Nathusius's pipistrelle) is the source of this 1731-nucleotide messenger RNA. The record is from the annotation of a GenBank genome assembly. NCBI's taxonomy places the organism in Eukaryota, Metazoa, Chordata, Mammalia, Chiroptera, Vespertilionidae.